CGAGGAGGAGCUGCCGCGAGCUGUCGCUCUGAAGACAUCGCGCACUGUACAUACCACACGCGCUACACCGUGCACGGCACGCGCAUGAGGGACUCCCGUAGUGUAGCGCAGCAUGGCGCGGUGCUAACGCAUGUCCCCGCGAGCCGCGACCAGUCGGCCAGGGCUCACCGCCGCCGCCUGUGCAGAUGACCUCAUCAACGAGAUCGAGAAGUACAACGACAUCGGCGACGACAUCGACGACUCCUUCGUGGAGCUCAUCCCGGGUGUCGACCCCACGCCGCGCCAAGUGGAGGCCGCGCGCAGAGAGUACGAGCGCCUGCAUCCGCCCAAGCAGCCCACGCCGCCGCCGCCGCCAAAGGAACCAACGCCUCCGCCGCCACCCAAGGAGCCCACUCCUCCUCCUGCGCCCGCGCCUGAACCCGCUCCCGCGCCCCCCGCCGAAGGCGCUCCGCCUGCCGAGGGAGCACCCGCCGCCCCUCCAGCUGAGGGAGCUGCACCACCAGCCGAAGGCGCUGUUCCCCCAGCUCCUGCAGAGGGCGCGCCCGCACCUCCGGCCGAGGGAGCCCCGGCUGCUCCACCGGCAGAAGGUGCUCCGGCGGCUCCGGCGGAAGGAGCCGCCCCGGCGGCCGCUCCUCCGGCUGAAGGUGCUCCGGCAGCUCCUGCCGAAGGAGCGGCACCUGCUGCCCCACCCGCGGAGGGAGCGCCCGCUCCUGCUCCCCCGGCGGAGGGUACCGCUCCUCCUGCUGAUGGUGCCGCACCCCCACCGGCUGCCCCCGCCGCACCUCCAGCAGAGGGAGCUCCAGCUCCCGCUGCGGCCCCGCCCGCAGAAGGAGCGGCUCCGGCCGCACCGGCUGCGGACCCAGCUGCGGCACCUGCCCCUGCUCCUGCCCCCGCUCCCGAACCGGCACCGGCACCUGCCCCGGCAGAAGGCGCUGCCCCACCGGCGCCGGCUGCCGAGCCCGCGCCCGCGGUGGCUCUCCCGGCGGAGGCUGCGCCUGCCGCGCCGGCACCAGAAGCAGCGCCCGCCCCUCCCCAAGCCUAGACAUCCGCGUUGCGUUACUCUACCGGUGGACUCCCCCAUUCUCGGACUUCUCGUUGACGAUUUGGUUAUAUGACGAUUUCGGUGAAAAUAUAUUCGUGUACUGAGGAAAUAUUUUUAUGUUCUAUAAUAAACGCACCAACAUA
Messenger RNA from Manduca sexta (tobacco hornworm), 1185 nucleotides. Its product is annotated as skin secretory protein xP2. The coding region runs from base 131 to 1042 and encodes 303 amino acids. The record is from RefSeq and is a predicted model, not a curated record. The transcript has a single exon. Lineage: Eukaryota; Metazoa; Arthropoda; Insecta; Lepidoptera; Sphingidae.